UAUGCACAGCCGAAACGAAGAACAAACACAUGCACAAAACUACUGAGACGACUGACUAGUUUCUAGAAACAUACAUCUUAAAGAAAGCAACGAAAUGUUCCUGUACAUUGUAGGUCUCAUAGUCUUGUUAUAUGUGUAUCGGUGGUUCAGAGAACUGGGACGAGUUCCCAAUAAAUCAGAGAAGUCUGUGUACAUCACAGGCUGUGACACAGGGUUUGGGAAUCUCUUGGCCAAACACCUGGACACAAAGGGUUUCCGUGUCAUCGCUGGCUGCUACACGGAGAAGGGAGAAGUUGAGCUGAAGAAGUGCUGCUCUGACAAACUCACAACGCUGCAUUUGGAUGUGACCGAUAAUUAUAGCAUCAAAAAAGCCGCAGACACCAUUAAAACUCUGGUGGGAGAGAAGGGUCUGUGGGCUGUGGUCAACAACGCUGGGAUCUCUUUCCCAACUGCUCCCAAUGACUGGCUGGAAAUCGAGGACUUCAAACAAAUGAUCAAUGUCAAUCUGAUCGGGGUUGUUGCCAUCACUCUGAGCGUGUUGCCGCUCAUUAAGAAAGCCAAAGGCAGAGUGGUCAAUGUGGCCAGUGUGUUCGGAAGGAUUAGUACUCUGGGAGGAGCGUACUGCAUUACUAAGUAUGGAGUAGAGGCCUUUAAUGACGGUCUAAGGAGGAACAUGGCACCGUUUGGAGUCAAGGUUUUAUGCAUUGAACCUGGAUUCUUCAAAACGUGUGUUACUGACUCCACUAUCUUUGAGAGCCAUCUGCAGAGAUUAUGGAAAAGGUUGCCUCAGGAGGUCAAGGAUGAGUAUGGCAGUGAUUUCAUAGACAAAACAAAGCUGGUGAUUAAGGAGAAGAUUGAAAAGAUAUUGGAUCCAGAUCUGAUGAAGGUGGUCAGCUGUAUGGAGCACGCUGUGGCUGCGGUUCAUCCUCGGACCAGAUAUUCUCCAGGCUGGGAUGCCAAGUUCUUCUGGCUGCCUCUCUCCUAUAUGCCAACCUUCAUCUCAGAUGCUUUCGUUUUAAAAAAUGCUGUUCAUCCAAAAGCUUCGGUUCUGUAAGCAUAAACAGCCACUUCUCUAUGUUGCACCUAUGCAGCACAUUGAUGGAAUAAACCGUAUUUUCUUAA
Carassius carassius (crucian carp) is the source of this 1122-nucleotide messenger RNA. RefSeq names its product dehydrogenase/reductase (SDR family) member 9 (gene dhrs9). Gene Ontology annotation, molecular function: oxidoreductase activity. Bases 95 to 1054 code for a protein of 319 amino acids. NCBI's taxonomy places the organism in Eukaryota, Metazoa, Chordata, Actinopteri, Cypriniformes, Cyprinidae. The transcript has 5 exons. The record is from RefSeq and is a predicted model, not a curated record.